Cokeromyces recurvatus is the source of this 999-nucleotide messenger RNA. RefSeq lists its product as uncharacterized. The record is from RefSeq and is a predicted model, not a curated record. NCBI's taxonomy places the organism in Eukaryota, Fungi, Mucoromycota, Mucoromycetes, Mucorales, Mucoraceae. The transcript has a single exon. The annotation marks the transcript as partial.
GAUAUAAAUACCCAAUUCACUGCGACUACUUCAUCACCUGUUCCAUUUGAUCUAUAUGACGAUGAUGAAUAUGAUAAAAAUAGCAAGCCAUUUGAAAUAUAUAAAGAUGAAAAUAAUGAAGAUAGUCAGCCAUUUGAAGUAUAUAAGGAUGAAAAUAAUGAAGAUAGUCAGCCAUUUGAAGUUUACAAGGAUGAAAAUGAAGAUGAUUAUAAACCUUUUGAGGUAUACAGAGAUGAAGACGAUUCAAAGUCAUGUACAAUCAACACAAUUAACAAUAAUAAGCCAUUCACAUGUAUCAGAGAAGAUAAUAAAGAAAAUGAACCGCUGUCAAUAGACAACAAUGAAAAUGAUGCUUUGAGUGAAGAUUUAGACAGUGAUAUCAAUAUCCCUCAAACAAAAGAUACCGCAGUAGCCCUCAAAUCCAAUAAAAAAACAAAAUCGUUUGAUGAUUUUUCAUUUUUUGGUGAGGUCGAUGACGAAGGUUCUAAUACUAAUUCUACUUACUUUGAUCUUGAAAAAGAACGUGAAAAUGGAGAACAAGGAAAUAAUUUUGAUGUCUUUACUGAUCUUGAUGGAGACUUUUCAGUAGGAGAAUUAGCUUCAACAGAUGAAGCCUUUAGCAUCUGCAUUGACACUAAAAACAAAGAUUCAUUACAAGAUUACACUUUAUCACCUGAAAUUCAGACACUCAGUCAAGUACAUGUGCCUUUACCAAAUCCACGUGGCAAAGACAUUUUAGAAAAACUAAACAUUAAAAGUAUAAAUGAUUCCAAACAAAAACUUGAAGUGGACAAUGAAGACGAUGUUGAUGAUGACGACGAUGAUGGAUUACCACUAUUCAAUUAACUCUAUAUUUUUUUUCUUUUCUUUCCUCCUUCCCCUCUCCCAUUAUAUAUAGUACAAAUUUUUAUAUGCUUUUUUAUUUUACUUUAUUUUAUUUAAAUACCCAUUUCUUUCAUUUUAAAGCUUUCUUUUAUUAUAAAUAAAUUUCAUUUUAUA